Molecule: messenger RNA, 331 nt
Organism: Paraglomus occultum
Lineage: Eukaryota; Fungi; Glomeromycota; Glomeromycetes; Paraglomerales; Paraglomeraceae
Source: the annotation of a GenBank genome assembly
AUAGAGUAUGCGAGCGUCAUCGAACAUUUACGAUAUCAUCGUUAACCGUGCAUCGAUUCAUUAUUGCCGCGGUUACGGUAUCGUCGAAAGCCCUGUGCGAUUCAUAUUGCACAAACUCGCAUUAUGCUCGGGUGGGUGGGAUACCGACUCAAGAGCUGAAUACGCUAGAGUUGGAGUUUUUGAAUUUGAUUGGUUGGCGGUUGAUCUGUUCGGCUGAGAUGUUACAGCAGUACUAUGUCAAUUUGGUUACGCAGACGCCUCAGUAUCGUAUGGUCAGUACAAGCGAGCAGCAACGACUGCGACAGCAACUAGAACAAGUGCACGAAUCGCC